AUGGGUACCGCCAUCAUCAAAGGCCUUCUCACCAGCAUACGUCCCGGACAUGCAAACUCGGAUGACUUCAGGAUGGAAAUCUACGCAUGUGUCAGAUUCCAAGAAUCUUUCGACCGUGUUCAGAAGGCUCUCGGCGACGAAGCCUACCGCGUUCAAAGUGCAACACAUCUACACGCAUGGUCUCAGGCUGUUGACAGAGCAGAUGUCGUCAUGUUGGGUAUCNCCCCUGCAGAGCUCAGAGCCAUCUCGGAGAACAUACCGCUGUGCAAGUCGCUGCGGGGUAAACUUGUCAUCAGUCUGCUGGCAGGCACUUCUUGCGAGCAGGUCACAGAGGCAUUUGUGCUCAAUGACAAGGGCAACAGAGCAAGCCAAUUCCAUGUCAUUCGCGUCAUACCAAGUAUGGGAGCGCAAAACCUGGACUCUGUGAGUAUGAUUGCCGAUACGCCUCAUGCUGGAGAUGAGCAAAAGGCCAUGUGCGACUGGAUCUUCAGGCAGAUUGGCAGUGUCCAUUAUCUACCAGAGGAACUCAUGAAUGAGGCCACUGCUACUCAUGCAACUUGCAAUGCUCUCACCAUGAUUGCUGCUGACGCUAUCACGGAUGCUGCCGUGGCGGAAGGUAUACCUCGCUCACAGGCAAUGGCGUUGGCGGCACAGAGUUUGAAGAGUGUAGCUGGCCUGUUGGAGAGCGGCAUGACUCCCGAGUCGUUGAAGGAGUCCAUGUCUGUGCCAAAAAGCAUCACAAUCAACGCUCUCCUUGACCUCGAGAAGGGUCAGGUCAGAUCUGCUACAUCCGACGCCACUAGGAAUGCCAUCAAAUACACAAGGAACAUGACGAAUCAAACUUCUAUGUCUUGA
Aureobasidium vineae is the source of this 855-nucleotide messenger RNA. The record is from the annotation of a GenBank genome assembly. Lineage: Eukaryota; Fungi; Ascomycota; Dothideomycetes; Dothideales; Saccotheciaceae.